Messenger RNA from Odobenus rosmarus divergens (Pacific walrus), 5373 nucleotides. RefSeq lists its product as uncharacterized. Lineage: Eukaryota; Metazoa; Chordata; Mammalia; Carnivora; Odobenidae. Bases 1 to 5373 code for a protein of 1790 amino acids. The record is from RefSeq and is a predicted model, not a curated record. The transcript is spliced from 17 exons.
AUGGAGCCUCCCCGAGAGUGGCUUAAGGGUUCUAAAGCCGCUGAUAACCGCGGCGGGCAGGUCCAUUCCCUGUACACAGCCCCUAUACUUCAGAAGAGUCCGAAUGCUAACCUGGAAAUCAUGCACAGCAAAGCGUCGGAGUUUUCUUCGGCUCGUAACUUCCAGGACCAUAACAAGACCAUGUAUCUGCCCAAGGAUGAGAACAAGGAGGGCGCUGGGUACCGGCUGCUGAACAUGCUGAGAAAAACUCUUAAAGGGUCUGAAAGUAAAGAACUGGAAAUAACACCUGAAGUGCCAACUUUGAUACCAUUUGGGGACGUGGUUGGCUGCCUUGCUGUUCAUAUAAAGAACUGCAGACAUUUCACGCCUAGGAUCAGUUUACAUUACAGUAACUUGUUCAUUCGCAUCUCUAUAAACAACAUUGUGAAAUGUACAAAAAUGUGUAGCUUGCUAUCCCGAAAUGAUGAAAAGAGCACUACAAUUAAUUUUGACGACAUAAAGUACUUUUCUGUACAGGUUCCCAGGCGUCAAGAUGAUGAGCGGAAUAAUAUUUACUUGGAACUAAUGCAAUAUAAAAAUACAGAAAAAUAUCCUCUCUUUUUAGGGAGUGUUCAGGUACACCUUUAUGAUGUAAUUCAGAAAGGGUGCUUUAUUGAAGAAUUUGAAAUGCUGAAUAAAAGCACGCUUAUCUGCAAGGUGGAGGUGGAAUUUAUGUUCUCCUAUGGAAACUUUGGUUACGGAUUUUCACAUCAGUUAAAACCUCUUCAGAAAAUUAUUGAGCCAUGCAUGUUUAUGAAUAUUGCACCACCUCCAGAAAGAAUAGAUCCUGUGACAAAUGUUAUUACACCACAACCAAUAGAAUAUCCAGCAUUCCUAUCCCCAGACCUGAAUGUUACCAUUGGGAUGCCAGCUGUAGUGCCCCAAUCCAACCAGCCAUCCGUAGUGCGACUUGAAAAACUUCAGCAACAACCUCGAGAAAGGCUGGAAAAAAUGAAAAAAGAAUAUAGAAAUCUGAAUACAUGGAUUGAAAAAGCUAGCUAUUUAGAAGGAGUUCUUACCCCAAAAUUGGCCCAUAGCGAACAUAAGGAAAUUGAUACCAACCAGUUACUAAAAAGCCUACAUGAAGAGGAGUCUGAAGUUUUUGAAACAUCAGAUGUCCCUUUUAUAAUGGAGGAAGCUGAAACUGUUCCAAGUGAGUUGCGGGAUAAUGAUGAUAAGAGAAGUAUGACUCUACCAACUCUGAACCAGUCAAAUCAAGAUAAUUCAGAUGCUGUUGCUCCUGAAAGUGAUGAGUCAACAAAGCAAACAGAUGAGUCAACAAAGCAAAUAGAUGAAUCAACAAAGCAAACUCCAUUGCCUGUUAUUCCUAUCCUGACAAUAACAGAGGAGAACAAAACAUCACCUUUAGAGGAAUACCAAUCAAAAGCUGUGCCAGAGGGAAAAAUGAAAAAUAUGUUCUUUCCACCAGAAGUAAAAUUGAAAGAUAGAUAUCCCAGCGUUUUAAAAACAGACUCAUCUCCAUCAGAGGUGAUUUUUUCACCAAAGGAACACAUUUUACCAGCUUUCAGACCACAAUAUAUAGAGUUCAAACCAAAAUACCAGUUCCAGAAAUUCAACUUUAAGGAUGGUUCUGAUCAUUUUCUAAGGAAUAUAAACAACAAAAUGUCAGUCAGAAAAAGGAAAGACCAAGAUAUGUCCAAAUGUAGAAACACUUUAAGUGCAGAGGUUAUAGAGCAUGAAGACCAAGAUCCUCCUUACCCAACAUAUUCAAAAACUGCAAGACCUACUAAUAAAACCUGGCCCUGUGAUCCUGCUUGUGAUCCCGAUUUCAUCACAGUAAAGACUUUAGACACGAAGAAUAAUUUAGCCCGUGAUCCUAAUAUGACCACAAUAGAGACUUUAGAUACUAAAAAUAAUUUAAAAGAAAGACUACCAAAUGUAUCUCUACCUAAUUUUGAAGGAGAAUCAUCAGUGACUGGAAAUAUAAAUACAUAUCACCUCUCAAAAUCAUUAAGUCUUACUUCCCACCUAGAAAAUUUAAAACAAUCAAUGAUGCUCAAAUCGAUUUUAAGUAAAAAUCUGCAAGACCUUCCAGAUAAAUUAUUUUCUAAACCAGAGGUUCCUAUGGACACUGAAGCAAGAAAGAAAAGUCAUAGUUCUCCACUUCUGAGUGUUCAUGAUGAACCACCAAGUAGUCUGGAAAACAAAGUGUGUGAAAAAGUUCAAGAUUUAAAUAACUGGCUUCCAGAAAAAGACAUUGUAAGUUCAAAGUCUCUUUUAAAACGAAUAAUUAAAGAUAUUCUUGCAGAUUCACUUUCAGAAGGUGGACCAAGAAAUUCUCCAGAAGUAGAAACAGCACUUGUCUCUGAAAAACACUUGGAGUCUGGUGAGAUCAAUUUUCCAAUUAAAAAAAAUAAUUUCAAACAGAAACAUUCAAAUAUUGAAGUGUCUAGCUCCAAACCAGGUAUAAGUGACACUGCAAAUGAUUAUGUUUUAAAGCAAAUAUUCACUGCACCUAUCUUCUCAGAGUUGGAAAUAGGAGUGAAAGAAUUGAAUGAGACACCAGUAAAUUUGCAGAAUCAAUUACCCACAGCUUGGGAGAGUUUAUCUUCAAAUAUUCUACUUCAUUAUGAAGAAAACAAUGAUGAAAUAGAAUUGCCACAGGCCAAAUCUGUUAUAAGCCAGAUAAUACAAGCAUUUCCUGUAGAUACUCUUUUAGAAUCUGGGAUAAUCAAAGUGAUAGAAUUAGAUAAACAAUAUCAGAAGAGUUCUGUGCUGGAUACAGAGACAGUCUUUGCUGAAGAAGAGCCAAAGUAUUCCACAGAGGAUUAUUCAGAAACCCAAAGCAGAACAGAAUCUCUUUCAGAGCAGAAUACACUUAUCAUUCCCAAAGAAACCACUUCUUCUUUUAAUAGAGUUGAAUAUAUGGAUGAAGGCCAAAAUAUAUCCCUACAAGAUUCAAAAUAUCAGUCAACACCAGAUAAAAAAGCAGAUAUGCUAAGUAAGAGUCAGAGGUUUGAUAGAGAAGAAAAUGAUCUAAAUUCUACUUUAGAAAAUUUAAGUAACUCAUUAAUGGGUAAACUUAAUGAUUCAGAUGUAAUAAUGUUAAAAUCCUUUUUAAAACAUAUGUUUAAUAUUUUUUUCAAGUAUAAUCAGUCUGAAAGAAGACAACCAGAAAAAGAAUUAGAAAGACUGAUUCAGCAUCCUUUUCCAAAUAAUACAGAAGACCUUGAAGAAAUAAAAAAGAAUUUUGAUAAAACAGAUAAAUUAGACAGAAAACCUAUUUUGAGUUCAAAGCUGUGUGUAUUUCUGGAAGAACUCUCAGAGUCAGAAAUAAAAAAUUUAAAAUCUGAACUAAGUAAACAUAUCCAACAUUACCUUGUAGAAAGACUUUCAGAAUCUGGACACAUCACCAAAGAAGACUUACCAAAAAUCUAUCAAAAUCUGUAUUUGAUGAAUGAGAAAGUGGAACCAAAAGGGCAAAAUAUUUUUCUGGAAAAAUAUUCAGAAACUGUAAAAGAAGUCAUGUCUUUUGUAAAUAAUUUUAAUCAUCAUUUCAUAGAUAAACAUUUGGAAAUAAAGCUAAAAUCUUUCUUAAAUGAAAUUCUCCAAAACUAUUUCCUAAAAAACCUUUCAGAAAGCAUUUUAUUUAAAGAGACAGAAUCUGAGACUAUCGACUCAAAUAUGUCUUCUCUAAGAACUAAAAGUGCUUCCAUAUCUUUCCGUGAGUUAGGACAAGACAUUUCAAGGGGGAAUUUUGGGAAAAGGCUUGACUUAAACAUGAAAUAUCCAUUAAAUAAAUCUCUACAAAACUAUCUUAUAGCUUUAUCAGAAAAUGAAUUACUAAAUCUAAAAGCUGAUUUAAGCAAACGCCUCCAGAGCCUUUUUAUAGAAAAACUUUCAAAAUCAGGACUAAUCACAGAAAGGCAAUUAGAGGGGAUCAACCAGCAUAUAAAUUUGAUCAAUUCUAGUUCCAUACCAUUUAAAUGUAUAAAGCCAGAUUUAUCUUUUAGAAAUGAAAACCAGUUUAUGGGGGAGAAUUCAGAAAAGCAAAAUAAAGAUUCAAAAAUUGUUCAAAAAACUACUUUACAAAAAAUUCCGGAGGAUAGACUUAUAGAAACAGAACUAACCAAAAAGGAAGAAAAGGAAUAUUUUCCCUUACAGAAUAUUAAGGAAAAUCCAUCAAUAAUUGAGGAACAGAAAAGAUACUAUCCUAAAGAAGGAGCCAAAACCCUGAGAUUAAUUAAAGUACAACCUUCUUUCAUCAAAAAUACCCAAGUGAUUCCAUUAAAUAAGUCAUCAGAAAGAGUUACAGGUAUAGUGCUUAAGAAACAAAGGAAAGAACAUGGUUUCAUCCAGCUUCCUCGAGCAGAAAAUUAUGAUUUUAAAACAGAAAUUCAAGACCCACAUAGUUGGAGUGGUAAAUCAAAAACAACUCAGUCAAAUAUUCACUUUGAAAGGACACUAAAAGCGAAGCCCCUUGAAAAAAGGGAGCAUAAUAUCUAUAAACUGAUGGCACAGGAAAAACCGGAAGCAGUACUGUCACCGUAUCCAAGAAUUCCUAAUUGCAAAAUGCCACGUGAAAAUGAAGAAUAUAUAUACAAAUACACUUUUCCUUCCAGGCAAAAUAACACUUUAACUCAUUUCAAUUUAGAGGCUGGGGAGAAAUUGAAGUUAGAAGACCAGUAUAUUGAGAGAUUGAAAGGAAAUAAUAACAAUAAUAAAAAACAUCUAGUAACAUUUGCACAAUACAAAAAAAUACAUACUCUUUCUGUAAAGACAAAUGGAAUUUGCAAUGAAAAAUAUGCCAAGUUCCCUGAAUCACAGUCGUUUAAAUACAAAGUUGUGGAAGCGGAGAAAAACUCAAAACCACCCCUCUUCCCAAAAGUAUUAAAGAGAGAAAAUCUAAAGCCCAAGGUCCGAAAAGAAAGAGACCAUGUCAACAAACAGAAGAAGUCAUUUAGCAAGAAAGUUAAGAUACUACCAGCCACACUGCCCACUGCAAGAAUUCUAAGGAAAUCUGUUCCAAGGACAAUGCUUCACUGGACUGCAAGAAGAACUAUACACGAUUGUUCGGAUAGAUUUGAGGAUAUACCUGUGACCUCAUUUAAGCAUGCUGAACAAGCAAAAUCAAGAACAAGGCUUUUAGGAAAAAGUCCGGAUGAUAGCCAUAAUCAGUUAAAACACUUUGCAAGACCGAAUACUGCUCCAGAGGUUCACAAACGGCGAGAGAACUACAGCGGAAAAUUUACAAGUCCUCGAAUGGUUUCAGCAGGCUUAGUUCACAUAAAUGAUGCAAUCCCAGAUUAUGAAAUUCAUAAAAUGAAGCAAAAAAAAUUAAAAGAGAAUAUUGAAGUGUUCGCUCAUUUGUGA